This is a messenger RNA of Necator americanus (New World hookworm), 2139 nucleotides long. RefSeq lists its product as uncharacterized. Gene Ontology annotation, biological process: double-strand break repair via homologous recombination. The coding region runs from base 1 to 2139 and encodes 712 amino acids. Lineage: Eukaryota; Metazoa; Nematoda; Chromadorea; Rhabditida; Ancylostomatidae. The transcript is spliced from 20 exons. Gene Ontology annotation, molecular function: ubiquitin binding. The record is from RefSeq and is a predicted model, not a curated record.
AUGGCGACGAAUGGUAGCGGGAAGCCGAAGAUGAAGGUGUCCUUCAUCAUUCGUGAUGAAAAUGAGCAUCGACAUCGAGCUGCCGUAUCAGCGCUACAGUACGAUGCAUCAACGGGUCGUCUCUUCUCAGCAGGGAAUGACACUAUAAUUCGACUAUGGAAGGUUCCUUUCGCUGGCACAAAGGAAGCUUGGCCGUCGGCCAGAAACGGAACCACUCAUCAUUCUGGCGCUCUUCCUCCUCAGCAUGCUAUAUUCAUCCAAGCUAUGGAACAUCAUACAGACUGGAUUAAUGACAUGAUUUUGUGCUGCAAUGGACGAUUUUUACUGUCAGCCUCGAAUGACACCACAGUAAAGGUGUGGAACGCCACAAAGCACUUUUGUAUGUCGACGUUGAGGACGCAUAAGGAUUAUGUGAGUUGCUUGGCUUAUGCAAAAGAACAUGAACGGGCCGCAAGCGCUGGAUACGAUCAAUCUGUGUAUCUUUGGGACAUAGCGACGUUGACAAAACUUACGACAACCAACAAUACAGUGACCACUUCGUCACUUAUGGGCUGUAAGAACAGCAUCUAUGCGUUGGCUAUGAAUGAUGCAGGAACAGUGAUAGUAUCAGGAAGCACAGAGAAGGUGCUUCGAAUAUGGGAUCCUAGGACGUGCCAGAAAAUCAUGAAACUCCGAGGUCAUACAGAAAACAUUCGAGCGAUCGUGAUCAGUCCUGAUGGAACGAAGUGUUUGUCAGCAAGUGCUGAUGCAACGGUACGUUUGUGGGAUUUGGGACAACAGCGAUGCAUUGCUACUUGUUUGGCCCAUCAAGAAGGUGUCUGGACACUACAGACGGACAGUUCAUUCUCGUUUAUGUACAGUGCUGGAAGGGACAGACGGGUGUUUCGAACACCCAUUUGUGAUUUCGCUCAAAGUCAACUGCUAUUUGAGGAAGAUGCCUUUGUGAAACGACUUCUUCUGGACGAUCAUGACCAUCCCACUGCUAUUUGGUCAGCAACGUGGAAUUCAACUAUAAAGAGAUGGCCUCUACCGUCGAAUACUCAGCUUUCGAUUGGUGAUGGUCAGGUGGAAGAUGACUUUGGGCACCUCGCUAUCAACGCACUGCAUCGCGCACCUGAUUUAAUUACUCCUGGAGCAACAUCAGUAAAACAUGCCGGUAUUCUCAAUGAUAAACGUCACGUGAUCACCAAAGAUUCGGAUGAUUGUAUAGGACUGUAUGAUGUGUUAGCAGGGAGAAAGGUAGCAGAUUUCGGAAAAAGAUCAUUCGAGGAUGUUGUGCUGGAGCAUAACAGGAAAGUAUUUGUACCGAGCUGGUUCUCUGUCGAUUACAAAAGUGGAAUGCUUCAAAUUACUCUCGAGGAAGGCGACGUGUUUUCUGCAUGGCUGUCAGCAAAAGACGCUGGUGUAGAUGAUUCGGAUAACAAGAUAAACUACGGUGGAAUGAUGCUGCGAUCACUGUUUGAACAUUAUCAGCACUGUGAUAUGGGAGCUGAAGGAUCAGAAACAGCUUUGGCGACGGCUGGAUAUAUUUCUAUACCUGGUCAUACGCCGAUUAUUCUCUCAGAAGUUAACGGCAGAACUGUGCUACGCCUCUUAGUACGCGAUGCGGCGAAUGAGGCUGAAUCAGCAUGUUUAGCUAAGGAUCUACCAGAAUGGAUCACCGCAGUUGUGGAGCGCAGCAUGCUGCCGAAAUUCACCAAAAUGCCGUUUUAUCUGUUACCCCAUGCCAGUCUCAAUGUAAAAACGCCGAAAAAAGAUCGUCUGUCAGCAACUGAAAUGCUACAAGUUCGUAAAGUUAUGGAACAUGUAUACGAAAAAAUUCUGAACAGUACGGAGACGACUGUCGGCGAAACUCCAAUGCCUGUCCAAAUCCCCACGAAUAUAGAACAAAAAAUGGAAUUAUACUGUAAUGAUCAGAAGCUCGAUCCAGACAUGGAUCUACGAUCAGUGAAACAUUUUGUAUGGAAACAAGGCGGUUCAGUUUCCACCCUUUGGUUCUUCCUUGCAUCCAAUCAUCGUGGAUGUUUCCAUAUUUCAUCUACGACUUUUUGUUUCUUGUACUACCAGUGCUUCUUAUUGUGGAAAAAUGAGUGCGUAGCCAGUAUUGGGUCCAAUUCAUGUCUACCUCAUUCGAAAUGA